AUGAAGUUAUCCGCCAAUAGCGGUCCGAGGGGGGAUCCCAUGGCCACGCCGUCCUUCUGCCGAUGGUAUUUCCCGUUGAAUAGAAACCGCACAUUCCAGGUGCAGCGUGACAGUAGGCCGUUGAGAUCAUACGUAGGUAUGCACACUUUUAUUCCUGACUCGGCU
This is a messenger RNA of Dicrocoelium dendriticum, 165 nucleotides long. The record is from the annotation of a GenBank genome assembly. NCBI's taxonomy places the organism in Eukaryota, Metazoa, Platyhelminthes, Trematoda, Plagiorchiida, Dicrocoeliidae.